AUGACCGACUACACGCCCAUCUUCGCAGACUCGGAGCGCUCCCCCGACGCAGACGUCUACCCCUUCGCCAUACCGGACCUCUGGCGCUCCUCCUACCUCGCCCCCGACCUCUCGCGGGAGUCCCAGCUGUUCCCAAUCGCCCUCCUGCAAGCUGACACAAAGCACAUCAACUCCCCCCCCUCGCCGACGCCGCAGACCUCGCUCUUCACAUUCAAACCCGGCUUCUUGCGCACCCCCGAGCCCUCACAACCACCCUCCGGCGACUCGGCGCCAUCAUCAUCGACACAAGAGGACCAGCCCGACGAUGCCUCCUCGGCCACAAGCGUAGACCUGUGGGCGCAGCCCGACGCGUGCAAGGCGCCGGCGAAGCCGCGGUUCCAGACGUGGGACAGCUUCCUGGUGGAGGGCGCGGCCGAGCCCGCGAAUCCGUACUUCUCGGAGGCGGGGCCGAGGGUGUUUGAUGCGGCGCUGGGCGAGUAUGGGCAGGGGCAGGAUGUGGGGGAUGUGGUGCGGAGCGAUGUGUUUUGCACUUGUUUGCUGCAUCUGGGGCUGGGACGGUCGUCGGUGCUGUUUGACUGGGACCCGGUGCAGAAGGAGUUUCGGCCUGUGAGGCCGAACCUGCGCAUAUCGGGCUGCACGGCGGGCACCGUGGUGAGCAUCGUCAUAUCAUUCGCAACCACCGGCAAGAAGAUCCACUUCCUCACCUCCUACACCUCCACCAUCUACGCCUCGCGCCCCAACCCGACCACCAUCGCCCUCGCCGACUGCAUCACCUCGAUCCUCGAGGCGAUCCAAACGCGCCUCAGCAUCCCGCCGUCGACCAUCACGUCCAUCCUGCACCUGCACUCGCUCAUGCGCGAGCCCGCGCUCAUCAUCAACACCUUCCACUCCAUCAUCACCAAGACGUCCGGGGCCAAGAACGACUCCGUGCUGCUGACGCGGCUGUUUGACGUCGUGCAGCAGGAGCAGCACCGCAGCGGGUGGCUGAAGCCGCUGCUGAUGGAGACGCUGGCGAGGGUGUCGCGGCCGUGGCUGGGGUUUUUGGAGGAGUGGAUUGGGCUGGAUAGGCCCAUUGGGGGCGAGGGGAUUGGGUUUGAGGGACUGGUGGAGAGGGGGCUGUUUGUGAGGGUCGAGGAGGAGAUGGAGGUGGAUGAGCGAGGGCAGGAGGUGACGAAGAGGAGCUUUUUGUUUGAUAAGAAGAAAGUUCCUAGCUUCACGAGCGCUGAGACCGCGGAGACGAUCUUUGAGAGUGGAAAGAGCUUGAGGUUUUUGCAGAAGUUCCACCCAAAUCAUCCAUUGAGCAAGCCUGGCGCAGUAGAGGGUGUUCAGGCGCCCAAGCUGGAGUGGAAGUUCUCGUGGGAAGACCUCGAGAACCUACAGGCACAGGCAAAGAACUACGAGAGACAGCUACAGACGGCAAUCUCGAAAUACUCCUCUGGUGGUUCUGUAGCUCUGCCUACAGGUGUAAUCCGCGACGACAUCCCCGAGAAGUUCGAAGAGUUCCCUACGUUUGGCAAGAGCAAAGAGGAGAUUAUACGCAUGAUAUCUCACUCGGUCACCUCCAUGAACGCCCGUCUGCCGCCCCUCGAGACCGCCCAUUCAGACGCCCUCCGGCACCUGGUCCUCUCCAUCUCCCGCCGCGGUUCCGGCCAAGAAGACUCCGGCCAAGAAGACCAUCUCACGACCUUCGCGCCCCCAAUCUCCAUCACGCCCAUGCUUUCCUUCUCGCACCUCUUCGCUGUGCAGGCAAAACUCAUCAACACCGCCUGCCUGCGCAUGUUCUUCCGCGAGCACCAGAUCCUCUCGCACCUGCGCCUCCUCCGGCGCUUCCAGCUCUUCGGCGACGGCGUCUUCUCCUCGCGCCUCUCGCACGCCCUCUUCUCCGACGAGCUCGACACCACCGAGAAGCAGCCCAACCAGUACCGCAGCGGCGGCACCAUGGGCCUCAAGCUGGGCUCGCGCGACACCUGGCCGCCCGGCUCCUCCGAGCUCCGCCUCGCGCUCAUGGGCGUGCUCACCGACAGCUUCACGCCGGCCACCACGCCCCCCAGCGGCAUCCACACAUCCGGCAAGGAGCACGAGCUGCCGGGCAACCUCAGCUUCGCCGUGCGCGACAUGACGCCCGACGACCUCGACAAGUGCAUGGACCCGCACUCCAUCGCCGCCCUCGACUUCCUCAAGCUUCACUACACGCCGCCGCCCCCGCUCGAGGCCAUCAUCACCCCCACGGCCCUCUACCGCUACGACCGCCUCUUCCGCCUCCUCCUCCGCAUCCAGCGCAUGCUCUUCGUCACGACAAAGCUCUUCCGCGACGCCACCCGCCGCGACGUCACCCGCCGCGACACCCGCUGGCCGCGCCACCCCCCCGAACCCCCCGUCGCGCAGCGCUUCCGCGUCGACGCACACCACUUCGUCACCACGCUCGCCGCACACAUGUUUGAGUCCGGCGUCGCCGCGCCGUGGGCAAAGUUCGAGGCGAAGCUCUCGGCCAUCGACGCGGCCCUCUCCUCCCCCUCUGAUGCGGCGGCAGACCUCGCGGCGGAGGGGCUCGAGCGCCUCCGCGGGUACCACGAGAGCGUGUUGGACCGGAUUAUGUUUGCGACGCUGACACGGAAGCGGCAGGCGCCGGUUAUGAAGCUGGUGGAGGAUGUGUUUGUUGCUGUGUUGGCGUUUGCAAGGUAUAGCCAUGAGCGCGCGGAGGGGAGGGAGGGCGGCAUGGGCGUGGGGGAGCUGGCGGAGCUGUAUAAGGUGUUUAGGAGGCGGGUGGGGAUCUUUCUGAGUGUGUGUCGGGGGUUGUCGGAGAAGCGGGGGUAUGGUGAUGGGCGGAGGGAUGGGGAGGGGAGGAGGGCGGUGGAGGCCGUGUUUGGUGGGGGUGGGGGGGAGGGCGGGUUGUUGGCGGGGUUGCUGGUGAGGUUGGAGAUGUCGGGGUAUUGGGUGGAUCCGGCGACGGGAGGGGGAGGAGGGGGGAAGUAG
Messenger RNA from Morchella sextelata, 2973 nucleotides. RefSeq lists its product as uncharacterized. Gene Ontology annotation, cellular component: spindle pole; centrosome; equatorial microtubule organizing center. The coding region runs from base 1 to 2973 and encodes 990 amino acids. Gene Ontology annotation, biological process: microtubule nucleation; meiotic cell cycle; mitotic cell cycle. Gene Ontology annotation, molecular function: gamma-tubulin binding; microtubule minus-end binding. NCBI's taxonomy places the organism in Eukaryota, Fungi, Ascomycota, Pezizomycetes, Pezizales, Morchellaceae. The transcript has 5 exons. The record is from RefSeq and is a predicted model, not a curated record.